GCAGUCAUUACAGCUGCUGUGAGGCGAGAGGAGGAGUCAGUAACUCUGCCUUCACACUUUCUAAACCCCCUCUCUGAUCUUUAUUCCCUGUCAGAGAGAAUAAACACACUCCAGAUCAAUGCAGCAUCUUUAAACAGGUGAAAGUGAAUUUACACGGAGAUCACAGGAGACCUGAAGAAGAUCAAGCACCUCACAGGAGUUUCAGCACUUUAAACAGGUGUUUGUGUGGCCACGGGGCCCAGAAGAGGUAAACAGACAUAUUUAAGCCAUGUCCAGUGGGAAAGAUGCACCUGUUACAGAAAACUCCAGACAAACAUCCCUCACGGCUUCUCUUGAUGAAUGCAUGGAGGCUCUGGACCUGUUUCUCAACAACCACUUUAAUGAGAGUUUGGACAAACUGAGACCACGGUCUAAAGACAGCAUGUAUCAUGCUUUGAUCUAUGCCACAGUAUUAGAAAUGCAAGCCAUGAUGACGUUUCAACAUGAUGACAUAGUGCAAGCUGGAAACACCAUGAAGUGCGCUCAGGAGGUGUGCCAGAGGUUCCGUAAGAAAACUGGCAGUCUGUUGAACCUGGGAGCAAACAAAGAUAUAGCAGAAGAGCAGCUUCACGCUGAGGCGUGUUACGCCGAGUGUUUGCUACACAGGGCUGCUCUUACCUUCCUACAGGAUGAGAACAUGGUGAGUUUUAUCAAAGGAGGAAUCAAAGUUCGAAACAGUUACCUCAUAUAUAAGGAGCUGAACACUUUCGUCCAAUCAGGCAUGGGUUUUAAAGGACCAAACCACAAGCAUUUAGAGGGGGGAGUCUCAUUUGGAAUUGGGGCUUUCAACUUGACUUUAUCACUGUUUCCUACGAGGAUACUCAAGUUGCUGGAGUUUGCAGGGUUUUCUGGAGAUAAGGAGUUUGGCAUCUCUCAGCUGAACACGGGUGCCACCUCUCACAGCCUGCGCUCCAUGUUGUGUGCUUUACUCCUGCUCUGUUUCUACACUUUCCUCUCCUUUAUUUUAGGUAUUGGAGAAGGAGACGUGGAAGAUGCAGAGAAACUGCUUGAGCCAUUUCGGCAGCAAUAUCCAAAUGGGGCAAUUUUUCUCUUCUUUGCCGGACGAGCAGAAGAGAUGAAGGGGAACAUUGAUGAGGCGGUAGUACUGUUUGAAGACGGCUGUAAGGCCCAGCAGACCUGGAAACAGUUUCACCACAUGUGCUACUGGGAGUUAAUGUGGUGUUUCACCUACAAGAGACACUGGAAGAUGGCUUACUUCUACGCAGACCUGCUCAGCCAGGAGAGCCGCUGGUCUAAGGCUAUGUACAUAUAUAUGAAGGCUGCUUACCUCAGCAUGCUUCCAGAAACAGAGUCUCGGCCGUUCGGUGAUAAUGAGGUUGAUCUGUUUAGACAGGUUCCUACAUACAAACAGAAGAUAGCAGGCAAGUCUCCACCAACAGAGAAGUUUGCCAUUCGUAAAGCUCGACGUUAUAAAGCCAGCAAUCCAGCCAAACUGCCUGUUCCUGUGCUUGAAAUGAUGUACAUGUGGAAUGGUUUCUCAAUGAUCAUUAAACGCCCCGAGCUCACACAGGGCAUGAUGGAAACACUCUUGGAUGCAGAGCGCACCCUAGAGACUUCUCCAGAAAAUGAGUACACGGUGGAUGACAGGUGUGUAAUCCUGCUUCUGAAAGGCGUCUGUCUGAAGAACCAAGGUCACAUACAAGCCGCAGAGGAAUGUUUUAUCAAAGUUUACAGCAGUGAUAAGAAGAUAAAGUAUGACCAUUACCUGGUUCCCAAUGCUCUGCUGGAGAUAAGUCUGGUGUAUAUAGACACAGGACGAAAAGAUCAAGCCAUCAAGCUGCUGCAGAAAGCAAAGAAUAACUACAAGGAAUAUUCAAUGGAGUCUCGUACACAGUUCAGGGUCCACGCAGCCCUGACCAAACUGAAGGCUGACACAAGCGACCAGGAUGAAAUAUCAGUAUUGUGAGGCUUCGGGGUAAUGAAUGCCCCCGUAAGGACCAGAGCCUAAAAUAUUGUGCUCACUUUACAGGGAGAAGUAGACCAAAGACAUUUACAUGCAGUGUAUUGGCACUACUGCCCACAGCAGGGUUUGGGUGGUUUUAUAGGGAACACUAAAACUUCAUUUUCCCUCAUGAGGCCGAUGUGCCACAUUGAUGUUUAUUUUAGUCAGAUAGCUGUAGAAGACAAGAUUAAUAAUAAAUAUAGCAAAAAAGUAAGCCAGGGCUUGGGCCCUUGUGUGUUAAAAUGUAAUAAAAUGUAAAUUUUAUCAGAAA
Misgurnus anguillicaudatus (oriental weatherfish) is the source of this 2273-nucleotide messenger RNA. The record is from RefSeq and is a predicted model, not a curated record. Lineage: Eukaryota; Metazoa; Chordata; Actinopteri; Cypriniformes; Cobitidae.